Messenger RNA from Talaromyces stipitatus ATCC 10500, 744 nucleotides. RefSeq names its product mitochondrial 54S ribosomal protein YmL24/YmL14. Gene Ontology annotation, cellular component: mitochondrial large ribosomal subunit. The coding region runs from base 1 to 744 and encodes 247 amino acids. Gene Ontology annotation, molecular function: structural constituent of ribosome. NCBI's taxonomy places the organism in Eukaryota, Fungi, Ascomycota, Eurotiomycetes, Eurotiales, Trichocomaceae. The transcript is spliced from 2 exons. The record is from RefSeq and is a predicted model, not a curated record.
AUGGCGGGUAUACCAACCCGGUUGAUGACCGCGUCAACCUCCUCCCUCAAUGCGACAUUCCGAGGACUAUCCUUGAACACCAGCGUGCCCACGAUAAAGCGCGGUUUCUCAACUUCUUCGUCCCUCCAGAAAGUCAAAACAAUACCCGAACACAUCCCGCCAUAUCCCUACAAACCGAACUACGUAUACAAGCAAGCCGACAGCGGUUUGUACGGCGGUGUAACGAUCAGUUUCGGCAACAAGAUCUCCAAGGGAAGAAAUAAAGGCAAAACACGACGUUCAUGGAAACCCAAUGUGCGAUGGAAGAAGCUCCCCAGUGAAGCACUGGGUGAAGAAGUCUUUGUCAAGCUUACCCGGAAGGCGUUGCGGACGAUUCGGAAAUGUGGUGGACUGGACAAUUAUUUGCUUUGCGACAAGCCAUCUAGAUUAAAGGAAUUGGGAUUGACGGGGUGGAAGUUGAGAUAUCGCAUUAUGCAGUCACCUUCAAUGAAGAAGAAAUUUGCUGAGGAGAGGGAGAAAUUGGGCAUUUCCAAGUCUCCAAACACCUUUGAAGAAUGGCUUAAGGCGAAGCAAUUGAGUGGAGUUACAUUCGCUGUGGAGGCUAUUGAAGAUGCUAGAGAAGUCACAAAGGUGUUAGAAGAGGCUUCAACCAACGAGGAGACAUUACCCGAACCGGAGACCUUGAAGGGUUCCCAGAAGCAGGAGCAGGCGCCAGUCGAAUUCUGGGGCAUGCGGGCAGAUUGA